ACUUUUCGCUCAAAAUAGGUUAAGACAUUCAAACGGCGCUUCUCUUCACUCUUGGCUGAUCAUUCUCUCCCAAGACACGGUUGCUCAGUUUGCCAGAGUUGAUGCAUUUCUUCGCAAUAUAUUCUGUGCUCUCUGGAUUAAACUAUAGACGACAAGCAACACUCUUGUCACGUCUCUAGGUGUAAGAUUUGGCUCUUUCAAAGCGAAAAUGCUGUGGAAAUUAGCCGAUAACGUGAAGUAUGAGGAAGACUGCGAGCAGGAGAGGCAUGACGGCAGUAGCAAUGGAAACCCACGGUUGCCGCACCUUCCUGCUGUCAGUCAGCACCUCUACAGCCCGGCACCUUCUCUCUCGCACCCGACCGGCUCCGAUUUUCAACCGCCGUAUUUCCCUCCUCCAUACCAGCCACUACCGUACACGCAGUCCAGUGACCCAUACUCUCACCUUAGCGACCCAUUUAACAUCAAUUCAAUACAUCAGUCCCCAACGUCCAAUCAGCAACAGCCGUGGCCGGGCCGUCAAAACCAGGAUGGAAUCGGAUCACACGCCAGAAGCGGACUCGCUGGUCAGAUUCUGGGUUUAGAAGGUGGUUCAUCCGGUGUGCGAAGAGAUAGCUUUAGGAGGCCGGAGUUGUUGCCUCCGCAUGUCCAUGGAAUCGACUCAGCAAUAGGCGAGAACAUGGGACUGCACGAAAUGGGCCAAGGACUGGAUGAUGUCCAACAUGUGGAGGACCACAGCAUAGUAAUUGCCGACCAGACAGUGAUCAAAAAAGGGCCUGUCACCCUCCCCAAAGGCAACCCCAUGGGUCUGCCCUUCCAGAAGGAGUCCCUGCUGGGUAUGGUGUCCAAUCCUGCCGAAGUCUUCUGUUCGGUCCCUGGGCGCCUCUCUCUUCUUAGUUCCACCUCCAAAUACAAAGUGACUGUAGCCGAGGUGCAAAGACGCUUGUCCCCACCUGAGUGUCUCAAUGCCUCGCUGCUCGGAGGAGUGCUGCGCAGGGCUAAGUCAAAAAAUGGUGGAAGAUCCCUCAGGGAGAAAUUGGAUAAGAUUGGACUGAAUUUGCCGGCAGGUCGCAGGAAAGCAGCUAAUGUCACUUUGCUGACAGCACUAGUAGAAGGUGAGGCUGUACACCUGGCUCGAGACUUUGGUUAUGUCUGUGAGACGGAGUUUCCUGCCAAGGCAGUUGCUGAGUACCUUGGACGACCACACAUAGAACGCAAUGAAAUCAACUCUCGCAAGAACAUGCUUCUAGCCGCCAAGCAAAUCUGUAAGGAGUUCACGGACCUGCUGACUCAGGAUCGCUCGCCGCUGGGCAACUCGCGGCCGGCGCCCAUCCUGGAGCCUGGAAUCCAGGGCUGCCUGACCCACUUCAGCCUCAUCACGCAUGGCUUCGGCUCACCAGCCAUUUGUGCUGCUAUGACCUCGCUGCAGAACUACCUCAACGAGGCUCUGAAGCAGGUGGACAAAAUGUACCUGAGCACUGCCUCAGACUCCUCGCAAGGCACCUCAGAUGGAGGUGGCAAAGCCACAGACAAGAUGGACAAGCACAGGAAGUGAGGCAGCCGGGUGACACCGGGGCCCCUCGAGACCUGUAGGGGACCCUCGUGCCCCCAUGGACUAAACUGGACUUCAUCACCAGCUUGUCAUCGUGCUUGUUGUUAAGGGUUCAGUUUGACUGCUCAUUCAUCUGCUUACAGCCACUGGGCACAGCUCGAUGGCCCUUCCUUCGUGUCUUGGUGUUCCAGAAAUUGGUCCUCCACACAGAC
Molecule: messenger RNA, 1761 nt
Organism: Electrophorus electricus (electric eel)
Lineage: Eukaryota; Metazoa; Chordata; Actinopteri; Gymnotiformes; Gymnotidae
Gene: tfap2c
Product: transcription factor AP-2 gamma (activating enhancer binding protein 2 gamma)
Biological process (GO): anatomical structure development; regulation of cell population proliferation; regulation of transcription by RNA polymerase II
Cellular component (GO): nucleus
Molecular function (GO): DNA-binding transcription factor activity, RNA polymerase II-specific; RNA polymerase II transcription regulatory region sequence-specific DNA binding
Source: RefSeq, a predicted model, not a curated record